CUUUUCAGAACAACAACCACCCCCACUUUUUUAGUUAUGCAUUUUCUUUUUUUUUUUAUUAUAUGAUGCACUACAUAAUUUACGCAUGAAUACGCUCUCGCUAAUAUUUUGCUCAUUCUUCCUGCCUUGUAUUUACAGCUGCUCGAGCGACCAAAUAUUUCCUUGCGUAGACCAAAUUAUUACAUAUAGGAGUUUUUACAUCCGUUACACAUGUCCCCUCUACUAUCUUCACUCCUUUGGUAGACCAAACUUCUCCCCACACCAAUUUCAGAUUUUUCUUACAAUCUGUGAUUCUUUGCGUAGACCAAAAAAAAGUGAAAGUGUACUUCUUUGUGUAGACCAACUUUUAUUAUGUUGCCUUGUAGUGACGUUCAAAGAAUAUAAAGAAAGAGAAAAAAAGAGAAGUUUAAAUGAAAGUGUAUAGGGAUAUGUUGGAGAAGAUAAAGUAUGGUUCUGCUUUUUAUUUAUCAGAGUAUAUGAUGCUCUUGGUCGCCCUAAUCUUCACUGUCUGAGUCAUCGUCAUCUAGAUAUUUAAAACAGCCGUAGUCAACGCUACGCUCCAUG
This is a messenger RNA of Zychaea mexicana, 564 nucleotides long. RefSeq lists its product as uncharacterized. The coding region runs from base 86 to 424 and encodes 112 amino acids. NCBI's taxonomy places the organism in Eukaryota, Fungi, Mucoromycota, Mucoromycetes, Mucorales, Lichtheimiaceae. The record is from RefSeq and is a predicted model, not a curated record. The transcript has 3 exons.